Molecule: messenger RNA, 4915 nt
Organism: Sipha flava (yellow sugarcane aphid)
Lineage: Eukaryota; Metazoa; Arthropoda; Insecta; Hemiptera; Aphididae
Exons: 1
Coding region: 3896-4900 (334 amino acids)
Biological process (GO): DNA replication
Molecular function (GO): DNA-directed DNA polymerase activity; nucleotide binding; DNA binding
Source: RefSeq, a predicted model, not a curated record
GUGGUGAGUCGCCAUCAUUUAUUUAAAACGCAACUCACAAAAAUAACGUAUUGAAGUGACUGUGGGACAAUCCCCCACAGUCAGGCCUCUCACAAUAAAUUUUUACAACUUUGAUUGGUACGACCGUAGGACAAUCCCCCACGGUCGACCCCUUACAAAGAUUUACCUAUUCUAACCUCAGGUAGAUUAAAAUACCGAACGCCCGUGGGCUUAAGGCUAUGACAAGCUUUCGGCCAGUAUGCUAAGGUACAAACUCCGUUACAAAUCCUCAAAAUAUUUUAUGAGGAGUGUUUUAAAUGGGCUAUUUUGACAAAACUUGUGACGGUGGCCGCUAAGUACAAUUAGUGUAAAUUAUACGGCAUACGUGGAUAAGUACAGUUUAACCGGAAUUACUUUUCCUUCACCAUUGACUGAGAUAAGAUUAUUUGAAAAAAAAAAAAAUAAACCUAAUGUGUCUAUUAUUGUUUAUGGUUUGAAAGAAGAAAGAAGAUAAAAGAAGAAUAAAUGUAAUAUAUUUCCAUUAGAAGUUAUCCGAUAAAUUCGAUCUUACGUUUAUAACAAGUGGAAAUAUAAACCAUUAUUCGUUAAAAUAUGGUAAACAACUUAUAAUCACAUUAUCGCUUAUGGUAAUAUACAUGUACCUCGCGGAUAUAUAAGACUGAAGUGUACGAGUAAAUUUCACUCCGCUUCUGACUUUUGUCUCGGAUACUCCUUUAAUCGUACAAAAAAACAGCAAGUGUGAUAUUUUCUCUUCACCGUAUUAUUAUUGCCAGCCGUGUUUUUAUACGAUUAUUAUAUUUUGUGUGAUUAAUUUUUUUGUAAAAUGUUUUACUAUGGUGUGUGUAAUUAAUCUUUUGCCUGUGUCGAUACUUUCGCGGUAUACGAGAGGUCUCAUACCGAUCAACUCUUAUCGUGCGAUAUCUGCACGAAAGUGUUGAAAACUGCUGUGAUUACGAGCCAGGCCGACAAUUCGUCGAACGGUGAUCAAAGUAAGAAUAAUUUAAAAUUAUUUUAAGGGUAAUAUCGUAGUUAUAUUCUAAAACCUUAUUUCUUUCUACGUUUUUAGGAUUAAAACGAAUUAAUUUUGAGAACGGUGCUAAUGUCAUUAUAGUGACAGUCUAUAGACUAUGUUGAAUGUUGUCAACUCUAUCGGCUUUGUAAAGUUAAAAUUUGCAUUUAACCGAAAAAUAGUUUGGUAUUAUAGGAAGAAUACGGAGGGCUUAACUAGUUAUUCUGAUUUUUUGGAACUAAUAAAAUUAGAAUUAAUUCAAAAUCUACGGGAAUGUUCGCUAGAAAAUUCGAUUAAAUUAAAUUUAAAACUCGAGGUGAUCUAUAAUUUGCCUAAUGUAGAAAACUCCUCUCAAAAUAGAGCUUUCAAGACCUUAGCAAAGGAACUUUUUCUUAUCAGUGAUAUCGAGGGUAUGGUGGUUGAUGACUUAACGAAGCUUACCGGAGAAGGGGAACAGUACGCUGGGAAAUGCAGUGGCUAUACAUUGCAGCAGAUUGACGGGCUUCUGUUAGGCGUUUACAUGUAUACCUCUAUGGGCGGUUCUUCCUACAUUGAACUCCCGACCAUCAUACGGGUUGAAAAUGCUGUUACAAACCCGCAAAAUAUCGACGGUAAGUGUUUUAAAUGGGUCAUUUUGGGCCAAACAUGUAACGGGGGCUGCUAAGCAUAGAGUUGAUAUGAAUUACACCUCGCAUGAGGAUAAAUACGAUUUCACAAGACAUACUUUCCCCGCACCACUAUCGGAGAUUCGGAUUUUCGAGAAAAAUAAUUUGAACGUUUUAAUUAAUGUCUACGGGAUGAAAAAAGACGUGGAAAAAAUGAUAUGUGUGUUAUAUUUCCAUUAUGAGUAGCGGAUGUGGAAAAAACCGAUCAUAUGGAUUUACUUUUCGUGACACAAGGGGAUAAAAGUCAAUAUGCCUUUAUUAGGGAUUUAUCACUAUUGGCGAGUGCAUAAAAAAAUGCUCAUGAUGAAAAAGUAUUUUUUUGCAAAAUAUGUUUUACGUCGUUUGACAAACAGCCUAAAAAAAUGAAAUUACGUGACUAGGAGGCUUUAGAUGAGCACAAGAUGGUUUACGGUACACACAAAACUAUUUUGCCAUAGAUGCCGGAAGAUGGAACAUUACUUAAGUAUGAGGGGUGGGGUAAAACAUGCCCCCAUUCAAUCGUGAUAUAUGCCAAUUUCGAGGCACUAUUGGAAAAAUGUUCGGAGGUACAGGGUAAAAAUACCACUAUUACGCACAUACGAGUACAUCGUCCGAUGAGUUAUAGAUAUUACGUGAAAGCUGCCGAUUACGUGACCAUCGAUUUACUCGAAAAACAUGAAAUACCGCGAAAGCCGGUGAUUUAUCAUGGGUCGGAAACACGAGAAGACGUUGCUAAGAGGUUCCUCGAAGAAGUCGUUUCAAUCGGGACUCGUGUAAGAGACCUAUUAAAGAUAAAUGUUGAAAUAAUUAUGAGUGAUGAAGAAGAACGUGUGCAUUCGGCGUGUGUGAAAUGUAAUUUGUGUAGGGAAAACUACCGUUGCUAAUUGCUAGGUGGCCGAUCACUGUCACCUGUCCGGUAUACACCGACAGACAUUAUGUAAUGGGUGCAAUUUAAAAAUGCAAACGCCAAAUGUUGUGCCGUGUUUCCUAUACAAUCUGACUAACUAUAAUGCUCACUUUAUUAUGACCGAAUUAGAGUAUGAUACAAAAACAAUCCUGGUCAUUCUGAAUAAUGAAAAGUUUAUAUCCUUUUCGAAGCAUAUUUCACGAGAUCUACAUAAAAUUUACAACAUUAUAUUAUUACUACAUAAGAUUUACAACAUAAAAAGUGUUUUUUUGUCACGGAGGGCACUGAUAAGAAUGGUUAUGAAUUUGAUCCGUAUAGGGACAACAUUUCUAUGCGGUCCUUCGACCAUAAAAUCUAGACAAUCAAGACUCACAAGUUAUUGUACAAUCGGCAAAACGAUAAGCGUGUGGUUUUAAAUUGUCAAAUUCACACCCUGGCAUAUCCCGAACCUAUGUUGUGAAGAGCAGUAUGAAAAGGAGAGUUCUGGAACCCUCGCGCGCCACCCUGCCACCAUCGUCUGACCGAUCACAUAACCUAUGUAUAUCCCCCCCCCCCAUAUAUGAUACCAUCAUGCUGCUGUGAAAACCUACCAUAAUCUUUCUUGACCACACGCCUUAUCUAAAUCAACUCGACCCCCCCCCCCCCAAUACCAUACCCCCCCCCCAUGCCGUACCUGGAAUGUAUGUCCAUCCACGAUAUCUACGUCUUAUCAAUAUUAUAAUUAUUAUCAGAGUUGUUGAGAACGAAAAAGCGGAACAUUUCGACAUUCUCGUGAUUGAAGGCUCGGAACGGAUGCACUAUACCAACAUUUCUAAUUUUUCACGGCUGGUACGAAGUCAGAAAACCUCUCAUGAAAGUAGGCUUUUUAUAUGCAAGAGAUGUGUCACCUCAUUCGAUGAGCAGGUCAAAAAAAAUAAAUUGUAUGGUAAUGAGGCUCUCCAACAACACACGAAGCUAUGCGAACCGAAUAAACCGAUUUUACCAGUUAUGCCGGAGGAGGGGGAAGUUCUUAGGUUUAACGGGUGAGCCAACAUGUAGCGUCAUCCGUUUGUGAUACACGCUGAUUUUGAAGCUCUGCUCGAAAAACAAGCGGAACGGGGGGAGCGAGUACUGACGGGAUACAUGUACAUCAUCCAAUGAGCUACGGGUACUUUGUCAAGGCGUCGGUAAACGUGUCCGUAGAAUUGUUGGAUAAAUACGAAAUACUGCAGGUGUCUGUCGUAUAUCGUGGGUCGGAUUCGCGUAACGAGGUGGCCAAACACUUUGUCGCCAGUGUGACCGCGCUCGCUGCCAGGUUGGAUGGCCUACUGAAGGCGACUUAAUGUGCCGAUUUCGAUGAGUGUGGAUGAGAUACGUGUGCAUAACGCGAAAAGUGUGUGCGAUAUGUGUAAGUUAGCGUUCACCGAGGCCGUGUGCAAAGUCGCCGACCACUGCCAUCUGUCGGGACGGUUGAGGCAUACGCUCUGCGCGCCGUGCAACCUCAAACUCGUCACACCCAAGUUUGUACCGUGCUUCCUUCACAACCUGUCGAAAUAUGACGCGCACUUUAUCGUAACCGAACUCGGUUACGAUAAGGAGUCGAUAACGGUGAUCCCCAAAACUGAGGAAAACUAUAUCUCGUUCUCUAAACGCGUCACACCCGAUUUUAGCAUGAAGUUCUUGGACUCGUGUCGAUUUAUGACCUCGAGCCUUGCCGAGUUGGCCGGGAACCUCCUUACGAAGCCCGGUGACUUUGAUAAGUUCCGGGAGACUGCCAAAGAGUUCCAGCCCGCCGACCUGCCUCUCGUCACGCGAAAGGGUGUGAUUCCGUACGAGUAUUCCGACAAAUGGUUGAGACUCGAGGAGACCGUCAAGCCACUGAAACGUGAGUUCUACAGCGUGUUGAACGAGAGGUACGUUAGUGAUGAGGACUACGUGCACGCGACUGAGGUGUGGAGCCAUUUCAACUGCGCGACCCUCGGCGACUACAGCGACCUAUACCUAAAGGUGGACGUUAUACUUCUGACCGACGUGAUGGAGAACUUCCGAGACCUCUGCAUGUCCACGUACAACCUCGACCCCGUGUAUUAUUAUACGGCACCGGGGUUUACGUUCGACGCUAUGCUAAGGUAUACGGGCGUUUCACUGGAAUUACUAACGGAUUACGAUAUGGUGUUAUUCGUGGAACAAGGUAUCAGAGGGGGUUUGGUUCAGGAAAGUGAGCGAUACUGUCGGGCCAACAACCCGAAAACGCCGGGGUACGAUGCCACGAAGCCUCCGUCAUGGCUCGUCUAUCAGGACUGUAAAUAUACACCAUUUAUUCAAUUACUUAUAUUACUAACUUUGAAUCGUUACAGGUAACAACUUGUACGGGUA